Strongylus vulgaris is the source of this 1148-nucleotide messenger RNA. Lineage: Eukaryota; Metazoa; Nematoda; Chromadorea; Rhabditida; Strongylidae. The record is from the annotation of a GenBank genome assembly.
UUUCAGUCCUCAUUUGCUGAUGAGUUAGAAGAAUUACGCAAAAUCUCCUACGCAUCUACUGCAUCAUCGACGAGAUCAGCAGAGGAGAUCCUCCGGAAGCACUCAAUGGAUCCGGAUGAAUAUCUUCGCAAAGCCUCUUGUAUAUCUGAUUGCUAUUAUGAUCUACCAAUCGAUACACGACCUAAAAUGAGCGAUGCUAUACCACACAUCAAUAUCGGGCGCGAAUAUCAAGCUCGAGUAAGAAAAUGGAAUGAUAGAAAAAUUCAUGCCUCCGAACUCGAAGCUAUCGAAGAUCGCGACGAGAUUGUUUUUUCGCCGGACAUCCUACGCGAUAUUGAGAAGGACCAAAGCAAUAUCGAAGCGGCUGUAGCUGAUCUACUUCGAUCGGACACCUUAGAUUGGGAACAAUACCAAAUUAUCUACGGUUCCUCCUAUCUUGACAGUAAUUCAUGGACUCCAGAAGAAGUUAAUGCAUUCCAAGAUGCUAUCUAUAAGACUGAAAAAGACUUCCAUCAAGUGGCACAAGAGGAUCCUUUCGAAUAUCGCGGUCGAGCAGGAAGCUUCCUAUCCCAAUCCGGUGGCAUAUGCGUAUCGCCGCUUCGAGAGCCACUAUCUGCCUCUAUUUCUCAAUCUUUGCUGGGCCUAAGGCCUUCACCACCACUUAAAGAUCUCUCUGGUUUACAAAGGAAUUACCAACCGUCUGCCCCUCGAACUCAACCGCACGCAUCUUCGAAUAGCAAGAAAGGUGCACAGCCGAGUGCUGAUGGAUUCUUCCAUUGCCGUUUGUGUGACAAAUGUUUCGAGAAGGUUAAGUCUCUCAAUGCCCACAUGAAAUCGCACGCGAUGAAAGCACGAGCAGAAGCUGAAGCAAAAGCGCAGGUAGACGCCCAGUUAGCAGCGCAUUCAAACCCCUUCCAAAACGGACAUCUAAGCCUUACUGGAUUGACCACCUCAUUACAAGGAGUUUCUCCGACCUUACAAGGUGUUUCUCCAUCACUGCCAGGUGUUUCACCCUCUUUGCAAGGUGUUUCGUCAGCACUGCAAUCGGUCACGAACAGCGCUGCUUCAGGACUUGCCCUGCAACAGGUAAUACUUCUAUGCAUUUUUACCUACUUUUUCGUUCUUAGUCACUUUAGAGGAAUAUAAAA